Molecule: messenger RNA, 1195 nt
Organism: Drosophila miranda
Lineage: Eukaryota; Metazoa; Arthropoda; Insecta; Diptera; Drosophilidae
Product: glycogenin-1
Cellular component (GO): cytoplasm
Molecular function (GO): glycosyltransferase activity
Source: RefSeq, a predicted model, not a curated record
CACCCCCGUACAGAAGUAAAAAGGACUCGCCGCCGCGUGUGCUUUAAUUUAACGAAUUUAAACAAAAAGAAAACCUAACAAAAUGAGCCAGUUCGCUUGGGUGACGCUGACGACAAAUGACACGUACUCCCUGGGUGCCCUGGUGCUGGCCCACUCCCUGAAGCGGGCCGGGACCGCCCACCAGCUGGCCGUGCUGGUGACGCCCACCGUGUCGGAGGCGAUGCGCGACAGACUUAAGGACGGGUACAAUGUUGUACAAGAGGUGAAUGUGCUGGACUCACAGGAAGCGGCGAACUUGGCCCUGCUCUCCCGCCCGGAGCUGGGCGUUACCUUCACAAAGCUGCACUGCUGGCGUCUGGUGCAGUUCGAGAAGUGCGUCUUCCUCGAUGCAGAUACCUUGGUCCUGCAAAAUGUCGAUGAGCUCUUCAAGCGCGAAGAACUCUCGGCUGCUCCGGAUGUCAGCUGGCCCGAUUGCUUCAACUCCGGCGUGUUCGUGUUCAGACCCAGCCUGGAUACCUUCGGCAAGAUCACAGAGUUCGCCAUAAAGAAAGGCAGCUUCGACGGCGGUGACCAGGGCCUGCUGAAUCAGUUCUUCGCGGACUGGGCGACGGCGGACAUCAAGAAGCAUUUGCCAUUCGUCUACAAUGUGACGGCAUGUGCCUCCUACUGCUAUCUGCCCGCCUUCAAACAGUUCAGAGAUAAGAUUAAGAUUUUGCAUUUCGCCGGCAAGCUCAAGCCCUGGCUGAUCCAGUUCAACUCUGAGACGAAGACGGCCGCCGUGUCCUCGGACUAUGCCCACGCCCUGGACCUUAUCCAGCUCUGGUGGAACAUCUUCUGUGAUACUGUGAUCCAGUCCCUGUCCAGCGAAAUGGCUGGUCUGGCUGGAGCCCUGUCGCAGCUGCAGAUCGGAGUGCAGCGGUCGCCCGAACAGGCCUACGAGAGUCUGAUGCGGCGCCAGUGCUGGGAGUCGGGACAGAUCGACUACUCCGGCGCCGACUCGUUCGACAACAUCUGGAAGAAGAUCUCGCAGACGCUGGACAAGAAGCCCGAGCAGGAGACCGACCAAACCGGUAGUUCAUCAUAGACACAACACAACAAAAUAGAAACGAACCUACACGUAGAACAAAACAGAACAAAACACAGCAGAAGAAACGCAUAAACCGUUCGUUUUUCGUCGUUUUGUUGCCACUUUUUU